CUUUAUUUAAUGGUUUCAGCUAAGAGAUGGAUUUAUGGGACGCUAAAGCUGCCUUUUAUAAGCCAGGAGUUUUAUUUAAUGUGGCUUUAAUCCAGAUUCUGUCCACGUCUCACUCCCACUGAAACCGUCCUGUGAGGACAUUAAAGCGGACAUCGUCGUUCUUCCGCUGGUUUUAUGUAACAUAUGAUUAAAAAUACAAAUCCUCCCUUUGUUUACCUGCUGAUCUGCAUCUGGGUGGAGGUUUAAGUACCGGCGUUAAGGGAUCCGGGUCGAGAGCACUCAGAUUAGAGAGCUUAGUCCUCCUGUCUCCGUGUAAUUAAUGAGACACAUGAAGACAAACAGCAGCAGGAGCACGGCGAGGCUGCUUCUAUAAUAACUGGCUGCUCUGUGGUCGGGUAUUUCUGAGCCAACCGCCAUCCAGAAGCAACAAGCCACGCGGCCUGGAAGAGUCCAGAACAUCUGAGACGUCAUGAAAGGAGGACAGGAAUGCGUCCAGCGGCACGUCCAGUCAGUCCGGUCUGAAAAUAUGCGCCUGGAACUCCAGAAACAGUUUUUAGUGCUUCGACUGAUGUUUCCUGUCCCAUCAGAGGACUCGGGUCCUCCUGUCCCAUCGGAGCAGGACUCGGGUCCUCCUGUCUCAUCGGAGCAGGACUCGGGUCCUCCUGUCCCAUCGGAGCAGGACUCGGGUCCUCCUGUCCCAUCGGAGCAGGACUCGGGUCCUCCUGUCUCAUCGGAGCAGGACUCGGGUCCUCCUGUCUCAUCGGAGCAGGACUCGGGUCCUCCUGUCCCAUCGGAGCAGGACUCGGGUCCUCCUGUCCCAUCGGAGCAGGACUCGGGUCCUCCUGUCCCAUCGGAGCAGGACUCCGGUCCUCCUGUCCCAUCGGAGCAGGACUCGGGUCCUCCUGUCCCAUCGGAGCAGGACUCGGGUCCUCCUGUCUCAUCGGAGCAGGACUCCGGUCCUCCUGUCCCAUCGGAGCAGGACUCGGGUCCUCCUGUCCCAUCGGAGCAGGACUCGGGUCCUCCUGUCCCAUCGGAGCAGGACUCGGGUCCUCCUGUCCCAUCGGAGCAGGACUCGGGUCCUCCUGUCCCAUCGGAGCAGGACUCGGGUCCUCCUGUCCCAUCGGAGCAGGACUCGGGUCCUCCUGUCCCAUCGGAGCAGGACUCGGGUCCUCCUGUCCCAUCGGAGCAGGACUCGGGUCCUCUUGUCUCAUCGGAGCAGGACUCGGGUCCUCCUGUCCCAUCAGAGGACUCGGGUCCUCCUGUCCCAUCGGAGCAGGACUCCGGUCCUCCAGUCCCAUCGGAGCAGGCUUCGGGUCCUCCUGUCCCAUCGGAGCAGGCUUCGGGUCCUCCUGUCUCAUCGGAGCAGGACUCGGGUCCUCCUGUCCCAUCGGAGCAGGACUCGGGUCCUCCUGUCCCAUCGGAGCAGGACUCGGGUCCUCCUGUCUCAUCGGAGCAGGACUCGGGUCGUCCUGUCCCAUCGGAGCAGGACUCGGGUCCUCCUGUCCUAUCAGAGGACUCGGGUCCUCCUGUCCCAUCGGAGCAGGACUCGGGUCCUCCUGUCCCAUCGGAGCAGGACUCUGAACAGUCCAGUUGUCUCUCAGGAUUCAUCUUUCCAGUAAUCCAGCAGAAACAGCUUCCUGCUGUCGGAGAACAGACCUGAAACCCUGGUGGUCCACAGUAGAUGGUUCUGAGUCACUGAGCAGGAUCAGUUGUUCCUGCAGAACCAGGGGGAACCGGGUCUCUCUCAUGUGUGAUGGACCAUCUCCUGUCAUUCAUUUGUCAUCCGGGCCCAAGUUUUAGAAGACAUGGAGGAAGGAUGGAGCAACAGAACCUCAGGUCUCCUGGAUCUGCUGUAAGGAUUCAUGCCUCACACACACGGCUGCAGCAAGUUUCCUCCUGACUGUAACAAGGAGACGGAGGCAGACGGGGACAUGAGGACACACAAAGGCCUGGGGUGUCUCUCAGUGUCGAGGCGCCUGGCCUUACGAGGACACGGUCCUUCCUUGGUCUAAGAAAACAGUUAGAUGGAACAGACUUGCAUCACAUGACCACGGCUUCCACGUCACGUGACACGGGAGAUAACGUUAUAUUUUAUACGUAUUAGUUUCAGUAUAAAUAUAUAACGAGUCUUUUACUUUUUAAAUGGUGUAUAUGUUUAUUAAAUUAAAUAUAUAAGCGAGUUACUACCCGCUAGCCACCGAAGCUGCAACUACUAAGCUACUAACCAACCAUAGAUAACUUCUAUGGAUCUAAAAAACAUUUUAAAUUAGCUGACUUACUUUUAAACUUGAAAACUGUCCCGAAGUAGCUGCCGGCUUCUGAUCCGCCGUCCUUUAGAAAUACCGCGGUGUAUUGUGGGUAAUGUUUGACCAAGGCUAGGCUACAAGACACCUCCCGUGUAUCCUCGCUCAGCUAGCUAAACGGAGAACCCGCCUCGGUAGGGCAUGAACACUGGAACCGAUUGGAACACGUCUUGGCGGCUCCUGAUGACGUAUCUCCUAGGCAACUGGGGCGGGGCCAAGACAUCAAGGCAAGGUUCCUUCACAAUGAGAAAACCCCAGGUUCCACCAGAGUGGCUCUGUGAUGCAAGAGGACACCAGAAGACGUGAAUCCUCUGAAAUCUGAACCUUCAGCCUACAGCUUCUACUCGGUCCCUUUUCUGCGGUCCGUCGUCCACGAGCUGCUGGACUGGUUCGAACCGGUCCCAGAGGGUUAAGGUGCCAUCUCAGACCGAAGCUGAAAGUAGGCUCUGGUGUCAACCGGUCAGAACCAGACUUAUGGGUCUGGGCUUGUGGUGGUUCUGCUGGAAACAAAAACUUUAAAUGUUUUUC
This is a messenger RNA of Nothobranchius furzeri (turquoise killifish), 2831 nucleotides long. NCBI's taxonomy places the organism in Eukaryota, Metazoa, Chordata, Actinopteri, Cyprinodontiformes, Nothobranchiidae. The record is from RefSeq and is a predicted model, not a curated record.